This is a messenger RNA of Salvia hispanica, 622 nucleotides long. The record is from RefSeq and is a predicted model, not a curated record. Lineage: Eukaryota; Viridiplantae; Streptophyta; Magnoliopsida; Lamiales; Lamiaceae.
AAACCAGAAAAUGAAUUAAUCCUAUCAAACCAGAAAAACCAAAGGAAAAUGAAUUAUUGCUUCGAGGAGAAAUUCGAAACACAAUAUCCACAACCGAUUGAUCAAAGCAUGUUUGCAAGUGUGGAAGAAACAGUAGUAGUAGAUGAGCUGAUGCAGAUUCUGGUGGAGUGUGUGAAGCAAGCAGAUGUGAGAGGACAGGAGCUUCUGCUUAGGAAAUUUUUCUUCGAAAUUGAGAAAGAGAUUCCCCUCCAAGGAUUCCUCGUUGAUAGACUGAAGCACUCCAAAAUCAGCUCUCUCUUCCACAGCGACUCGGCUUGCUCAGACGAUUUUUUCCAGUCGGAAUCGGAGGUGAUGAGCUCAAGAGAACUGAUUGUAGAGGAAGAGGAAGAAGAGACGUCGAAGAAGCCGGAGCGAUUUAAGGUUAAAACUGUGCAAGUUGGUGGAGUUGUCAAGGAGGAAACUACAAGAUGACAAUUAUUUAAUACUAGUACACUGUUAUCAAUUCUUUUAUUCUUUUUUAUACUUGAGUUCAUGAGAGAUUUUGUAUGUGCGUGUGUUGUUGUAUUUUAGUUUGCUCUAAUCAAUAAAUCUUCCAAAUGAAGCGUAUUUUAGUUUGCUCUAA